This is a messenger RNA of Aspergillus mulundensis, 1392 nucleotides long. RefSeq lists its product as uncharacterized. The transcript is spliced from 2 exons. The record is from RefSeq and is a predicted model, not a curated record. Lineage: Eukaryota; Fungi; Ascomycota; Eurotiomycetes; Eurotiales; Aspergillaceae. The coding region runs from base 1 to 1392 and encodes 463 amino acids.
AUGGCACUCCUAUCCUCCAUCGGUCGAUCAGCAUUCUGCGCAGCUACCAAACCACAGUUUUACCGACAUGCUGCCAGUUUAUCCCAGAUAAGAAGGAAAUUGCACCCGCCGCCUCUGAAAUUCAAGUACGAUGACAGAGAAGAACAUAAGAGGAGAUUCGCAAAUUUGCUCAGCAUUUUGGAAGAGCCAAGUAUACGCGCCGAGAUAUCUGAAGUUCUGACCCCAAAAUCAGACAGAUCAGCGUUCACUUGCGAUUCUGAGGGCUGCAUUGGGGAAAUUCCACCCCCGGUUGACCUUCCGCUACAGACUUUGAAGAAGCUUGAGCAAGCAAUUAACCAAGCGGGCUUUGGGGGAGACUGGGAAAGAACCGCUGUCCUUGAUACUUUACUUGUUUUCCCUGUCUCGGACCUCCUACUAGGGCUCAGUGUCACCGGAAAGUACGCGCCCUUUUUGCAGAACGUGAGGACGGUAGAAUUUGAGCCGGGGGAUGAAGCUGUACUCAAUGAUCCGAGAUGGUUCGAUGCUCUCGACAUCUAUGCGUCUCUCAAUCUUGUUCGACAACUCCCUGUCAUCGAGACCAUUAUUUUCGAGGCUUUUACCGAGGAUGAAAACGGAGAUCAGUAUGGAGACGGUGAAAUACAUUGUCCGCCUCCUCCUCAGUCCGCGAACUAUACCAAAAUUUACAUGAAACACACGGAUCUUUGCAACAGUACUUACUGUGCGGCCAUUGAUUCAGCGAAACGGUUGGAGGAGCUCGUCAUCUCCGUUGGCGGCCGCGGUUGUAUUGGGGUAACGGCUGGCAUCUAUGAGUACUACGCCGUCUACCCAGAACUUAUUUUUCAUUCCCUCCUCGCCCACCAAGACCGCCUUGAGUACCUUGAUCUCGACUUCGAGAAAAACGUAAAUUUGUCGGAGCUCUUUACCCCGACUAGAACAUGGUUUAAGAGAGAGGAUGAGUGGUGGCCGAAUCUUCCGUAUGAGCAGGAAGGGCCAUCACCCUCAGAAACACUCGCAGAGGUCCUUCAAGGCAAGUCUUUCAGGGAGUUCACACAACUGAAGCACCUGGGUAUUGGCGUCCACCUCCUGUAUUACUUUGCACGCAGCAUUGGUAAUACCAAGGCGGUAGACGAUAUCUCACUGGCCGAUGGACUCCCGCCCAAUCUGGAGUCUCUCCAUAUUUAUGGCUACAAGAAGGGCGAUCCGUUGCUAUACUCACCAGACCUCAAGAUGGACUACCAUAUAGCUAAGCUCAUGGAAGAAAAGGAGACAAAGCUGCCGCAUCUGAUGCAGAUUAAGGGGGUGGAGGAGUAUAUCCCCCAUGCAGAAGUGGUCUCAGACGCGGAUGAGAAUACUCACCUAUUAUGGGAGCGCAAGUAUACUGAAAAGUACUGA